UUGUAAAAAUGACGUUUUUAGUAUAGGAGUUUCCAAUUUUUUGACACUUCUUUUGACAGGUGGAUUGUCAAUAAUUAUUUUUUUUUUCUCUAAAUUCACUUAGAUGACACGAUUAUAUUUGUUUUAUUGAUAAUUUAAAAGAUAAAAAAAAAAACAAAAAUGAUGGUAAAAUUGUUCAAUUGGAAAUUUGUUUUAUUAAUAACUGCAUUAGAAGUUGUUGCUGAACAUAGAAUAAAAGAUUUGAUUUACACAUCAAUUGACAAUGUUGCUGCUUGUUUUCGUAGACAAAACGGUACUCACCAGUUUGGUUGUUCUUCAAGUAGAUCUGGUAGUAUAGGUGCAAUUCAUUUUAUUGAAAAUGAAUUGGAUUUAAAAUGGCUCGAGAAUAAUGCUACUGCCGAUCCAUACAUUGCAGUGGUAUCAUUUUCAAUGUUUACGAAAGAUACUCUGUUUCGAGUAAAAAUGACAAACAAAGUAAAUGGCGUACUUAUGACAAAUACGAAAAAAAGUCGUCCUUUAUUUUAUUCUCCCGAGGACACUUGUCCUAAUCGUUAUUCAGGUGCAAGACAAUGUAAUGAUACUAAACCUUGGAAUCCUCAUGGUUCGGCUAUUUUAAUGGAAGAUUGGCCCUUUCCAAUGUUUUUCAUGGAAGAUGAGAAAGCACUCGAUGAAAUAAGAUCAUGUUAUUUAAAGCACAAUGCUCAUAAUUUGGAGACUCAAAAGCAACGUUCGCUUUGUGCCUUGGAAAUGAAAUCAUUUAUGUUCGCUGCAGUUGACACACGAACUUGUUUAAGGCGAAAUGCACUAGCCAAUAUACGUUCAAUAAUGUUUUGUGAGCCCUUAGGAGAUAAAAAUAUACAUUGGUCAUUAUCACCAGUAAUUGAAGAAAAUAAUUCCAUAAUAUUAAUUACGGCAAGAUUAGAUUCAACUUCAAUGUUCGAUGGUUUGGUACCAGGUGCACGGGGUACAGUUACAGGAUUAGUGACAUUCCUUGCUACUGCCUUUUAUCUAAAUUCGUUACCAAUUAACGUAACCGAUACGACUAUUAUGUUCUCACUUUUAAAUGGAGAGGCUUACGAUUAUAUUGGCUCGAGUAAAAUGGUCUACGAUCUAAAGGAAGGAAACUUUAAACAAUUUAGUGGGAAAAAUUUAGAUUUAAAACAAAUUUCAACUGUCAUCGAAUUAGGACAAUUGAGUACAGGCGAAUUAUUUUUACACACGAAUAAUAUGGAAAAUAAUCAGAUAGUAUUGGAUUUGAAAACAUCUUUAGCUGCUACAAUUUUAAAAGACAGUGUUCCACCAACUUCUGUGCAAUCAUUUUUAAAAGAAAAUUCCACUUUACCCACUAUUGUUUUAACAGAUUAUGGUGAAAAAUUUACAAAUAAUUAUUAUCACAGUUUCUUGGAUGAUAAAGAAAAUGUUGAUUAUAAAAUGAAUCUUAAUGCUAGUCUAGCAAAAGUGGCAAUUAAUCUUGGUAAUGUAUUGUAUAAAAAUAUUAUGGGUAAAGAUGCGCCAAAAAAUAAUAAAGAUGUGGAACAACUUAUUACCUAUAUGCUAACAUGUUAUUUGGAUAGUGCAAAUUGUUCUCUAUUCACUGCGGCUAUUCCACCGGGAAAUGUAAUUACUAAUCGUACACUACCAUUAUAUAUUAGUGUCAAUAGUAUGAGUAAUGUGGCAACAUAUGUAACAUCACAAUUAUUGACACUUCUCACAGGAGAAGAAAUUCCUGAUUUAAAUUCUACCACUUGUUAUAAAAAACAUUUAGCUUGGAUGAAGGGUGAAAAACAUAAUUCUACAGGAAUUUGUAUAAAUUCAACUGUCUACUCUACAUCAGCUAUUAGUCCUGCAUUUAUCAUUCCAGAAUACAAUAUGACUUCUGGUGUUUAUUCCACGUGGACUGAAUCAGUUUGGGAUUCAUUAAGUGUGAGAAUGUUUUUAAAACCCUCAGCAGCAACUGAACGGCUCAGCUUAAUUUUAGGAAGCUCCAUAUCAAUUCUAUCAUUCAUUGUUGUUUGGUUUAUUAAUUCUCGUUCGAAAAUCAUUUUUAAUUCAAGAACUGCUGACCUGUAGAAACACGCUGCAGACCACAUAGCAAUGAAAAUUUUGAAUCAUCAACAAGAAACAAGAUUUCCAAUAACUACUUUAUAAAAUGUGGUCGCCCUCGGAAGAAAAAAAAAUUUUUUUCUCCAAAAAAAAAAAAUGAACUUAAUAUUUCUACAUUGUGAAAAAAGGGACGAAAGUAAAAGAAGAAAUAUUUAGAGUAAAUUCAUACUAAUACUAAAAAAUUGCAAUCAUCGUAAUAAUUUUUUUUUUAUGAAUGAAUUAAAUUUUCAUUAUUUUAUUUGUUAAAAAUUCAAAUUAUUAAAACAAAAAUAGUAUUAUUUUCUAGAAUACUUUUUAAAUAUUUAAUUUUUCAAAAUUCUUUUCAAUCAAAUUAUGAGUGUUUUGUACGAUUGCCGUAUAUCAGGAGAAAAAAAAAAAGAAAUAGGAUAAAUUUUUUUACACUAGACUGAAUUGAAUGUGAAAUUAGAUGAGAGUGAACGCAGGAUGUUAUUUAUUUAAUUUUUUAAAAGUAGGUCAACAAUUGUUUUUUAUAUUGUAAUUCGAAAAAAUAAACACGAUUCAUAAAAAAUCACAUAUACAUUUCUCUUUUCGAGAGAGAAAAAUAAGAGAAAUAAAAUUGAAUAUUACUGUGAUUUAAAUUCAUAAAUUAUUCUUUUUUUUGUAAUAAUUAAUAAUCAUUAUGAGUAAAUAACUUUGAUUUCAAUUAUUUAUAGAUAAUAAAAGAAAAAAAAACACGUGAAACUGUUACAAUUUGUAAUAAUAUUUUUGACUGAUUAAUUAGCAAAAAUAAAAAUUGUUUUAAUACAUUGA
Leptopilina boulardi is the source of this 2874-nucleotide messenger RNA. RefSeq names its product nicastrin (gene Nct). The record is from RefSeq and is a predicted model, not a curated record. The coding region runs from base 160 to 2070 and encodes 636 amino acids. Gene Ontology annotation, biological process: Notch receptor processing; protein processing. Gene Ontology annotation, cellular component: membrane. The transcript is spliced from 7 exons. NCBI's taxonomy places the organism in Eukaryota, Metazoa, Arthropoda, Insecta, Hymenoptera, Figitidae.